UCCUCUCCAGUCCCCCCGAUCGGUUUCUCUCUUUUCUUUUGCUGGUGCUUGGGAACGGCACAUAGGUGGAACUCGCAAUAGUUUUGCGAGUCCGUCCAAGUUCGUAAUCUGGAAUAAGAGUCUAGAGACGCAUAUUCCGUUAACCAGGGAGUAGUGAGAAGACCAGAACAAAAUAAAAGAAGAGGGGGAGAGGAGAAUUUCAAGCAACCCCUGUUGUAUAUUCCCCAAAGUACAGAGUGAUGAGUCGCAGUAUUGUGCGCCAGAGUAAGUUCCGGCAUGUUUUUGGGCAGGCUGCAAAGGCAGAGCAGAGUUAUGAUGACAUUCGGGUUUCCAAGGUGACAUGGGACAGCUCCUUCUGUGCAGUCAAUCCAAAGUUCUUGGCUGUUAUAGUGGAGUCCAGUGGAGGAGGGGCCUUUCUGGUUCUUCCUCUCUCAAAGGUGGGGCGUGUGGACAAAAGCUAUCCACUGGUGGUGGGACACUCUGGACCUGUCUUGGACAUUGACUGGUGUCCCCACAAUGACAACAUCCUGGCCAGUGGCUCGGAAGACACUACUGCCAUGGUAUGGCAGAUCCCUGACCACACACCAACCCGCCCCAUCAGUGAGCCCAUUGUGGUGCUGGAGGGACACUCCAAACGCGUGGGCAUCGUCACCUGGCACCCCACUGCCCGCAACCUCCUCCUCACUGCAGGCAGUGACAAUCUGAUCAUCAUCUGGAAUGUGGGCACUGGAGAGCCCUUGAUCUCAAUGGAUGACCACCCUGACCUCAUCUACAACAUCAGCUGGAACCACAAUGGAAGCCUGUUCUGCACCACCUGCAAGGACCGCCGCCUGCGUGUCUGUGACCCCCGCAAGAGAGAGGUGGUUGCGGAACGACUGGCUCCACAUGAGGGCAUUAGGCCAAUGAGAGCCAUCUUCACCAGAGAGGGCAACAUCUUCACCACGGGCUUCACCAGGAUGAGCCAGAGAGAGCUUGGUCUCUGGGACCCAACAAAUUUCGAGGAGCCCAUUGCACUUUUGGAGCUGGAUACAAGUAAUGGAGUCUUACUUCCAUUUUAUGAUUCAGACACUAGCAUGGUAUAUCUGUGUGGCAAGGGAGACAGCAGCAUUCGGUACUUUGAGAUCACAGAUGAGCCCCCAUAUGUGCACUACCUCAGCACCUACAGCAGCAAGGAGCCACAGCGAGGCAUGGGCUUCAUGCCCAAGAGAGGAGUGGAUGUCAGCAAGUGCGAGAUUGCCAGGUUAUACAAACUCCAUGAGAGGAAAUGUGAGCCCAUCAUAAUGACAGUCCCUAGAAAGUCGGACCUGUUCCAGGAUGACCUUUACCCAGACACUGCGGGUCCAGAGCCGGCCCUGGAACCUGAGGAGUGGCUGGAGGGGCGAGAUGAGGACCCUAUCCUGAUCUCCAUGAGGGAUGGCUAUGUUCCCCCCAAGAGCAGAGAGCUGAAAGUGGCCAAGAAGAAUGUCCUGGACUCCCGGCCUGUAACUCGCAGGAGCAUGUCGGCCAUGGAUGGGAGCAGCUUGCCGCCUCAGUUGUUGGAGAAGCUUGUGGAGGAGAUUCAAAGUCUGAAGGCCACAGUUCUCUCUCAGGAGAAGCGAAUCUGUGAACUAGAGAAUAAGCUCUCCAAGUACACCAACGGCACUGUGUGACUGAUUCAGUAAAACUCAACCACUCCUGUACACUCUAUUCAAUUCACCACCCCCUCCCCACCUGACCCUUAUUAAAGGCGCACAUGUACACAUUACCAUCAUAGCAUCUACUAUUGCAUAGUUUAUUAAAGUACUUUAAUUAUUUACAGCUUCUUUUAUUGAGGCUAUGGGCAAUAGUUACAUUUACUAAUGCUCUCCUUUAUGCUUUACGGAAUCUUUCCGGAAGCCAGAUAGAAUAGUGUACUUUUGCUGAACACGGACUAUCCAAAUGAAAACUAAGGGCCAACUUGAAUAUUAAAAUCGCAUAAAUCCCUGUAUGUUCAUCAUCUGAUUGCAAGCUGCAUAAAGUCUAGUCAAAGAAUGCUACAGAAUUAGAAUAUAUAGAGUUUCCCUGCUUGCAGGUCACGUUCUGUGUUGUAGUUGCAAACUGGUUUCCACAGAAAAUGGAUCACUCCAUUUGGGGCUUUUGGUCUGGAAAACAAAAAAGUAAAGUUGAGUUUUGCUUUAAGGCCCAUUUUAUGUAGUUUUCUGCCAUAAUCAUAUAACCCCUGAGUGAUGAAUGCAGAGACACUUCAGGUCUGUGUUCUCAUGGUGACUCUAGCAGUGUUGGAUUAAAUUUUGACCUUAUUUUUUAAACCUAUCUAGCCCCCAGACUCAAACAGCCUUACCUAUUCAUUCUUGACCAACAUGAAAGAUGUCUCAUGCAGUUAUACAUUUCAAAAUGUAAAUACUAUUUUAAAAAAAAUGUUAAAGAUUGCAAAAUAUCAAAAUCAAUGACAAAAAAUGAGUGUGUUCUGUAGAGGAUAUCAAUAAAAACAUUUUUUUUGUAAAAAA
Molecule: messenger RNA, 2483 nt
Organism: Electrophorus electricus (electric eel)
Lineage: Eukaryota; Metazoa; Chordata; Actinopteri; Gymnotiformes; Gymnotidae
Gene: coro6
Product: coronin 6
Biological process (GO): cell migration; actin filament organization
Molecular function (GO): actin filament binding
Source: RefSeq, a predicted model, not a curated record